This is a messenger RNA of Aspergillus heteromorphus CBS 117.55, 1034 nucleotides long. Its product is annotated as glycoside hydrolase family 75 protein. Lineage: Eukaryota; Fungi; Ascomycota; Eurotiomycetes; Eurotiales; Aspergillaceae. Gene Ontology annotation, molecular function: chitosanase activity. The coding region runs from base 271 to 993 and encodes 240 amino acids. The record is from RefSeq and is a predicted model, not a curated record. The transcript has 4 exons.
CUCACGUCUGCGUUGUUUUUCGAUCGCGAGUCCCUCUAAGUUUGGAUUGUAUGGCGCGAUUUGAGAUGAAGUCAUCCAGACAUUCGGAUGCAUUCUCUACCGUCCACGCAUGUAGUGGCUGGCUGAAGUCAACAUGCACAAAAGAAUCCAUAGGUCCAACAAGGGCUCACCAGGAUGGCAUGGCAUACAUAAGAGACCACUGCGUAUCAGCCCAUAAGAUACUAGGUGAUCUCAGAGAUUGUCGCCUGCCUCACAGUGAUCCUCAUCAAAAUGCACCCCAUCAACCAUCACCUAGCCACCAUCCUCCUCGCCGCUAGCCUGACAUCGGCAUACAGCAUCCCCGGCAACCUCGCCCAAAUCUACAAUGACCACAGAACCAAGACUUGCGACAACAUCAUAGCCAGCGGAUUCAGCGACGGAACCACCGGUGACACCACAUUCGAGUACUGCGGAGACAUCCCCAACGCCAUCUUCCUCCACAGCAGCUCCAACGGAGGUCAAUACGACAACAUGGACGUGGACUGCGAUGGAGCGCACGCCAGCGGCGGAGACUGCGGCGACGACCCCUCGAUCCAGGGACAAACAAGUUUCCAAGACCAGGUCGUCCAGUACGGUAUCAGCGACCUGGACGCAAAUGUCCACCCGUACGUGGUCUUCGGUAACACCAACUUUGACCCGCAGAGUAGUGGGAUGCAGCCCCUCAGCGUAAUGGCCGUCGUUUGCGGGGGACAACUGUAUUAUGGCGUCUGGGGCGACAUGAAUGGAGGUGGCGUCACGGGCGAGGCGUCGAUUGCACUGGCCAAGUUGUGCUUUCCUGGUGAGGGGAUCACGGGCGACAAUGGGCAUACGGCGGAUGAUGUUCUGUAUAUCGGGUUUGAGGGCCAGAAUGCCGUCCCUGGGAGUAGUGCGGACUGGACUGCCACGGAUACGCAGACUUUUGAAGAUAGUAUCAAGAGUCUGGGGGAUCAGUUGGUUGCUGGUCUUGGGUCGUAGACUGUGAGUAUCAGAAGCGAGGUUGCAGUGGCUGAAGGGGG